ACAACUGAACCUAGCACUGAAGCUGGGCUCCACAGGGGCCCAGGCCAACACACGGAUGUCUGGAGGGAGCACCCGAUUGAGAAUGUGGUACAAUAGAAGCUAGCCUGAUUGAAGAAAUUUGUCAAUGAUCGUACUUUAUAUUGGAAGUAGAUCCUGGAGUCAAGAUUUUCCCACUUUAAACAGUUUUGAUGGCAGAAAGAAGAAGGCCCUACAAUGUGAGGGAAGCAAUGGAGGAACUCAUGGGACCUAGUGGACAAAAUUGGGCCAAUAUGGAUCCAGAAGAACAAAUGUUAGCGGCUGCUACAGCUUUCACCCAGAUCUGUGCAGGGCAGGGUGAGGGAGAUGUCAGGAGAGAAGCCUGGCCUACCCAAUAUGAUCCCUACAGCAAAGCUUCGGUAACCCAAUAUGAUCCCUACAGCAAAGCUUCAGUAACCCAAUAUGAUCCCUACAGCAAAGCUUCAGUAACCUCAGGAAAGCGACAUGCUCUUCCUGUGCAACUGCAGUACCCACAUGCAAAAAGUAAUGUCACCUCAGAAACAGUCUCGGAGGCCUCCCAAAGACCCCGAAAGCCAGUGAUGAAGAGAAAGGUGCUGCGUAGGAAGCCCGAUGGGGAAGUACUAGUGACAGAUGAGUCAAUUAUCAGUGAAUCAGAGUCUGGUACAGAAAUUGAUAUGGAUCUCUGGGAUUUAAGACAAAGGCUGAUGAACCUUCAGUUCCCAAAAGACAGGGAGACCCCUGUUGAUAUUUCAGAAAAACUUCAUCUACCACAUGAAUACCAAGAUCAGCUCAAUAGCUAUCUACAAAGAGAAGGAAUGGGCCCUCCAGCUUAUGAACAGGACCUGAUUGUUGCCAGCCGACCAAAGUCCUUUAUUCUCCCAAGGCUGGACCAGUUAAGCCGAAACCGGGGCAAGAUAGACCGGGUAGCCCGCUAUUUUGAGUACAAACGAGACUGGGACUCAAUGCGAUUACCUGGUGAAGAUCAUAGGAAGGAAUUACGCUGGGGUGUCCGAGAGCAGAUGCUUUGUCGAGCAGAACCUCAGUCCAAGCCUCAGCACAUAUAUGUUCCAAACAAUUAUCUAGUACCAACUGAAAAGAAAAGAUCUGCCCUUUGUUGGGGUAUUCGUUGUGACCUUGCAAAUGGUGUCAUGCCCAGGAAGCUUCCCUUCCCUCUUUCUCCUUCUUAAGUCUUUUUUUUUUUUUUUUAAACCUGUCUCACAGGGUUGUUUGGGAUAACAUGGCAUUUUAUAUCUUUCCUUUUAUUUAAAUAGAAACAACUAACUUGAAAGACCAUGGUACAUUAUAGAGCAAGGACUUCACCCAUCAUUGGUUUUUCCUAGGUGUAUAU
This is a messenger RNA of Eptesicus fuscus (big brown bat), 1345 nucleotides long. RefSeq names its product HYLS1 centriolar and ciliogenesis associated (gene HYLS1). Gene Ontology annotation, biological process: cilium assembly. Gene Ontology annotation, cellular component: non-motile cilium; centriole. The coding region runs from base 189 to 1184 and encodes 331 amino acids. Lineage: Eukaryota; Metazoa; Chordata; Mammalia; Chiroptera; Vespertilionidae. The transcript is spliced from 3 exons. The record is from RefSeq and is a predicted model, not a curated record.